AGACGAGUGGAUGCUGGAAUUACACACAAGGAAGGUGGCAGUUUAUAGUUAAAGGGGGCUUCAGGGAGAGAUAGCUGGAGGACCCCCUCUAAAUCGGUCGUACUGGCGCAUGCAGCCUGGAGAUAACAACCUAGAGAUGGAGGGAGGGCCCAGCCAAACUGCCACCAUCUGAAGGGCAUGACCAUGAAACUGCUUUAAAGCGCCAUGAAGAUAACUUUUCCACUGAAUAUCAGCUCAUCGCUGGCAUAGGACCGCUAGCGAGCAAAAAGACUUUUCAACAAGAGUAAAACAACAAGAGCGGGAAAGGGAAGAUUUUUGUCACACCAAUAGCGACAUAAGCCUUUUUUUUUUCUUUUGCACUCGCUCACCUGAGGGAUUUCGCCCCAUCCAGAUAGUAACAAUGGAAAAGGCAGCAGUGUCGGCCGAGGGCCUUCUCAUCCCACUCAUCGACUUUUCAAAGUUUCUUAACGGCAAUGAUGCACAAAGACAAGAAACCGCGAAGGCCAUUCUCCACGGCUUCCAAACGGCUGGUUUCAUUUAUCUGAAGAACCUGCCCCUAGAGCCUGAGGUCCUGUCGCAUGUCUUCGCCACGUCGGCCAAGUUUUUCACCGUGCCGCUCGAGACAAAGAUGGAUCUCGCUUGGACGACUCCGGCUAGCAACCGAGGAUACUCGGCCCCCGGCCGUGAGAAGGUGACCCAGUUGGCCGACAUUGACGAAGUCAAAAAGCUAAAGGACGGGAAUCCUGACAUGAAAGAGAGCUUUGAGAUCGGCCGUGAAGGCGUCCCCGAAUACCCGAACCAAUGGCCCAAGGAUGACACUGAUGCGACGUCCGAGUUCAAGCCUACGAUGCUCGACUUUUUCGACCGAUGCAAGGCCAUCCACGUCGAGGUCAUGCGGGCUAUCGCUGUAGGUAUGGGGCUCGAGGACCCGGGCUAUUUCGACCGGUUUGUCGACGUGGGUGACAACACCCUUCGACUGUUGCACUAUCCAGCAGUCGACCGCAAUGUGUUCCAGAUCAACCCGGGCCAGGUCCGCGCCGGCGAACACUCUGAUUAUGGAUCCAUCACCCUCUUGUUCCAGGAUGCUAGGGGUGGCUUGCAGGUCAAGGGGCCAAAUGGGGCGUUUGUUGACGCUACCCCGAUCCCUGGAACCUGCGUUGUCAACGCCGGCGACCUGCUUGCACGCUGGAGCAAUGACACCAUCAAGAGCACCAUCCACCGCGUAGUUGAGCCGCCUUCAGGCGAAGGCGAUGUGUACCCGCCUCGGUAUAGCAUUGCUUAUUUCUGCAACCCCAAUAGCGACGCGUAUAUUGAGACCAUCCCUGGAACGUACCAGACGGAAGCGGACAAGAAAUAUGAGGGUAUCAACAGUGGUAAAUAUCUUGAGCAGAGGCUAGCAGCAACUUACUGAGCCGACAGGCAGGUAGUACAGACAAAAGUUGACUUGCCACUCUGUAUCUGGCCGCUUCAACAGAGAGCAUAAUAAACGAAAGAACAUAUAUGAUGGAAGAAAAUAAGAGAUAUGCUUGCCGAUCUAUCGCAAUAGACAGAUGGUUUGAAAGUAAUUGAGUAGUACCUAAACUGCACGCAUGUG
Pyricularia oryzae 70-15 is the source of this 1594-nucleotide messenger RNA. Its product is annotated as thymine dioxygenase. Lineage: Eukaryota; Fungi; Ascomycota; Sordariomycetes; Magnaporthales; Pyriculariaceae. The transcript is spliced from 3 exons. Bases 401 to 1411 code for a protein of 336 amino acids. The record is from RefSeq and is a predicted model, not a curated record. Gene Ontology annotation, molecular function: dioxygenase activity.